Messenger RNA from Theobroma umbraticum, 2085 nucleotides. It is a transcript of the gene PFC1, whose product is annotated as Ribosomal RNA adenine dimethylase family protein. NCBI's taxonomy places the organism in Eukaryota, Viridiplantae, Streptophyta, Magnoliopsida, Malvales, Malvaceae. The record is from RefSeq and is a predicted model, not a curated record. Gene Ontology annotation, biological process: rRNA methylation. Gene Ontology annotation, molecular function: rRNA (adenine-N6,N6-)-dimethyltransferase activity.
UAAUUUUUGACUUUUUGAGGGAAGGUAAAAGCGUAAGUUUUGAAAAUUAUGAUGGGCAAUUUUGGAAUGUAAAUAUCAGGAGAUAAAUUAAAAAAGAAUUGUAAAAAUCAAUUCAUUUCCAAUUUUCUCGCAAAGGAAGACAUGGUCACAGCAACUCAUCUCGUCCACUCUCUCCCGCCAAUUGCGUCGCUCUCGACCGCUAUAGUUCCGGCGUACAAUAACGGCGCCGGCGCGCGAACCCAGACGCCAUUUUUACGAAUAGCGUGCGCUUCGAGGAGGAGCCAAGAUGACGACUACCACGCCACUCUCAAAGCGCUCAACUCCAAGGGCCGCUUCCCUAGAAAAUCCCUCGGCCAGCAUUACAUGUUGAAUUCUGAGAUUAACGAGCAACUGACACGUGCGGCCAAUGUAGAAGAAGGUGACGUGGUCUUAGAAAUCGGACCGGGAACUGGUUCUUUAACCAAUGUCCUUAUAAGAUCCGGCGCCACCGUUCUCGCAAUUGAAAAGGAUCCUCACAUGGUGGACCUUGUAAGAGAAAGAUUUGAAAGCACGGACAGGUUCAAGGUUUUGCAAGAGGAUUUUGUCAAAUGUCACAUUCGUUCUCAUAUGUUGCCAAUGUUGGAAAAUAGAAAGGGUUUGAAUACGAGCUCGGCUCGGGCCAAAGUAGUUUCUAACAUACCCUUUAACAUAAGUACAGAUGUAGUUAAACAACUUCUUCCUAUCGGUGAUAUUUUCUCCGAAGUUGUUCUCUUGCUCCAGGAGGAAACAGCUGUGCGAUUGGUGGAAUCGUCUUUGCGGACGUCUGAGUACCGACCCAUCAACAUCUUUGUUAAUUUUUAUUCAGAGCCUGAAUACAAGUUUAAGGUCCCAAGAACAAAUUUCUUUCCUCAACCUAAUGUUGAUGCAGCUGUUGUUACAUUUAAGCUGAAGCAAGCUCCAGACUAUCCUUCAGUGGCCUCCAUGAAAAGCUUUUUCUCAAUGGUCAAUUCGGCAUUCAAUGGAAAACGUAAGAUGUUGAGGAGAUCACUCCAGCACAUAUGCCCAUCUAAUGAGAUUGAAAGAGCUCUUGGAGAUGCUGGCCUUCCAACAACAUCAAGACCAGAGGAGCUUACCUUAGAUGAUUUUGUGAAGCUGCAUAAUCUAAUUGUGAGAGUGUAGUGAGCCCAGUUCUUGGAUAUAUGGUUACCGCAAAUAUCCAUGGUUUCCUUUCUAGGAAGAGCUGGUUUUUGCUACCUUAUAAGCAAUGGGCAGAAGAUUCAGUCUCUUACACCAUAUGGUUGGACUUGCAGAAGAACAAUCACAAUCUAAGUUAGGAACUCAAUGGAGGACAGUACUGUAAAAGUCUCGUUGAUCUCCACAGUCCAUCUCAAAAGCAAUGCCUCAGUCACAGGAGGUAUCUCGAGGGUAAUGAAGGUUAUGACUUACCAGCAUUUAAUUUUGCCAUGUAUCUUUUUCCAAGUCCUGUUCGAACACCUCACCCAAUGCUUAUUUCAUAAUCUCAAUACAGGUCCAACUAUCAUAACAUAUUAAUGUAGAUGUCCUCGGAUUUUACCGGUCUACUUUAAUACCGACUGUACGGAGAACAUGUGCAUUAUAAGAGUUUGUACUCUUUGCUAUUGUAUAACUUAUGACAUCAAAUUGAGCACCCACAUUUUUUAGCAAUUGGGAAGUGUUUUUAUAUUUUAUUUUCUCAAUGUCAAGCAGACAGGAAAUCACUUAGAGAUAUUCACUGGAAGCAGAGGAAACAAAGAAGUGGAAGCAAGCAAACGCCAUGGAAGUGAAGCAAUCAGGGAUUCUCAUAGGGUUAUACAUUUAUACUCAUAUUUCAUGAAUAAACAGCAAUCCAUGCAUAAUUUUUUGCAAGAAAAUUACUGAGAUAGUGAGAUGAUCAUUGCAUAUUUAUAUUUGAUGAAGGGAAUGCAUAAACUUCAUAUAAGCUCUGUACAAGUUGAAAAAAAAAAAAUCUCAUUAAGAUGCAUCUUAUUUCCUCUUAAAUUUGAGAUUACAAAUAUGCUUUCAUCCUUCAUCCUCCCUACCCUUCCUUUCUUGCUAUUAACAAAUGGUAAAAGAAGACAGAACAAUGAA